AUGUUUUCCUUUCUUUCAAGUUGUCAUAUUGUUCACAUUAUAUAUCUCUUUGUCAAAUCUGUUGUCAAUACCGAGGAAGCAGUUACAGCUCGAACAAGGCAGGUGGAGGGAGUAGCAGCUAAUAUAGCCACACCUGAAGAUAGCAACCAAAAACUAACAAAAUUGAGCUCAGAAGAUAAUCCAGAGGCUGUUGAGCCAACUCAAGAAGUUCUGCAGGAGGAUUCGGAGGUGCAACCGAAAACUCUCCCAAAGGUGGAAUCCCAGAAUGUAGCAGCUGCUGAAUCUAUAAAAAGGACCAAACCAGUUGAGGUUAAUUCGCCUCAAAAACUUUUAUCAGAGCCUUCUAAAGAAACUCAGGAAGCCCCUUUGAAAAAAUCAAAUGUAGAUGAUUCUUCCACUGAAAAUGUGGCCCUCCCUGAAAGUGCUUUCAAUCACCAGCAUCUUGACGAGGACAAAAAAAAGCCUCCAAAAAUUGACCAGCCUCAGGAGUCCACUCAUACUGCUGAUUUACCAUCUGAGGACAGUUCUGAAAACCAAAUCCUAGCUGAAAAUGUUGAAGAGGAUCUAUCUGCCACUUUGAAAAAAAAAAUAGACCCUCAGCCAAAUGAAGAAGUGGAAAAAUCUGAAGCUGCUGACAAGCCUGAGGCAAAUGCAGGUGGUGAAAAGUCUGAGGAUUUCCCUUCAUACACAGAAUGGACCAAAAAGGUGUUGGCUGAAGAGAAAAAUAAACAGGAUGAUCUCUUUCCUGUGAAGAUCUCUGGGGCUGAAAAUUUUCAUCUCUCCCCUGUCUCUCUCUUGUCUCUGGUGGGUGGUCAUAAUUUUUUUUUUUUUUUUUUUCUGCCUCCUCCCCUGAUUCUCUUUCUUGUCUCUCCCCUGUUUCUUCUCUCUCCCCUGUCUUCUCUCUUGUCUCUCUCCCCUGUCUCUCUCUCUCUUGUCUCUCCCCCUGUCUCCCUUGUCUCUCCCCUGUCUCUCUUGUCUCUCCCCUGUUCUCUCUCUCCCCCCUCUGUCUCUCCCCUGUCUCUCAACCUUCCCUCUCUCUGUCUCUCCCCUGUCUCUCUCCUGUCUCCCCCUGUCUCUCUCUUGUCUCUCCCCCUGUCUCUCUCUUGUCUCUCCCCCUGUCUCUCUCUUGUCUCUCUUUUUUCUCUCUCUUGUCUCUUUUGUCUCUCUCUUGUCUCUCCCCUGUCUAAAAUUUCUCUAAUUCUCUCUGUCUCUCCCCCCUCUCUCUUUCUCUCUCCCCUUCUCUCUCCCCCUGUCUCUCUCUUGUCUCUCCCCCUGUCUCUCUCUCUUGUCUCUCCCUUGUCUCUCCCCUGUCUCUCUUGUCUCUCCCCUGUCUCUCUCUCUCUCCCCCCUGUCUCUCCCCUAAUCUCUCUGGGGUCUCUUGUCUCUGUCUCUCUCUCUCCCCUGUCCUCUCUCUCUGUCUCUCUCCCCUGUCUCUCUUGUCUCCCCUCUCUCUCCCCUGUCUCUGUCUCUCUCCCCUGUCUCUCCCCCUGUCUCUCUCUCCCUUCUCCCCCUGUCUGUCUCUCUCUUUCUUUCAGAUUCUCAGUCAGUGACAGAUAUCCUUCCAAAGAAUGGCAAGAACUCGGAACAUUUGAUUCAACUGAAGAACGGACAGUCCAUAAAUACCAAAUUGCAGAAGACAAUUAUUCAAAGUUUAUUAAAGUGGAUGUUGUUGAUCAUUAUGGGGAAGAGCAUUUUUGUCCUCUUACUCUCUUCAGGGUUUUUGGUUUUACAAUUGAAGAUAUUGAUGGGGAGCCGACAAGCAGUCCUUCAGCCGACGAUGAAGAUGAUGAUGUAGAAAAUGAAAGUCCACCAAAUUUAUUUAAUAGUGCAAAAGAUACAGUGUUAAGGUUGGUGAAACAUGUGCUGACCACAACCAAUGAACAGGUAGGGAAGGACGGGACAAAAGCAGCUAUAGCAGCACCAAAAGAAGAGCAUGAAAAUGCAACGACCAAAGAGACAGACACGGCAAUCAGUCCUCCAAAUGUUACCAUUCCUUGCAAAGGAGAGGAAUGUCGGAAUAUUACGCAGAAAAAUACCACAGCCAAUGGCACAAGUUUGCCCUGCGUACCUGAUGCAAGGGACCAGCGUCCAAGUGAGACAGCAACUCCAGCCACAACUCUUCCAAUCCGACCAGAAGAGCCUCAAGGUGACAUCAAUUUGAUGACCAAUGCAACAAUUGAAUACCCUGAUGAAAACCUGGUGACCAAGCUGGAAGAUUACGAACAAGUUCCCGUUUCGUCCGAAGAAGAACCAAUUGUCCAACUCAUUGGUUGCGAUGAGCAGCUACCACUCUUCACUGCACACACCUCUGCUUGCAUGUACUGCUCCCUCCGAAAAAAGAAAACAUUUGUUAAGGAGACACUCUUCAAGCCUCUCACCCUCAUGCCAAGAUGCUUGAUCAGACCCUCCCAUACUGCAAAAUGUAAAUUUCUUAGGAUUAUAUCAGAUAUAUUUUUUAAGAAACAGCAAGGAGUAUCUGAGUCCCCCACCAGUCAAGAAGUCCCUGUAAGCAGCAUUGUCACAUUAAUAGGAGCCUCAUCUACCACAGCAUCUUCUUCAUCUUCGUCUUGGUCAGCCAUUAAAGAGGUAGAGACGGCUGCAAUUCAGGCACCAGAAUCUUUUGAAACUGAUGCAUCCAUAGCCACGCUAUCCAAAUCUGCUUCUGAUCCUAUCCUGGAUAAUGUACCCAGCCUUCAACCAAGCUCAGAUUUUCAUCCAUCUGCUUCAAGUGAAACCAUUACUGGCAAAAAGGAUGAAAGCAAAGUUUUUGACACUUUGGAAUCAUCAAAGGAAGAAUCAGAGACUGUGUCAGUGACGCUCAAGACCAGCCAGGAACAAAAAGCUAAUCUGACAAGUCAAUUUACUGAUAAACUGACUUCGACAUUAAUAAAAUCUUCUCAGCUUGCUUCAUCAGUCAGUAGCAGUAGCGAAGACAUUGACUUCCGCACACCUGCAGGGACCAUCUACAUUGAACCAAGUUCAACGUCCAUAAAAGAGCUUCAACUCCAGCAUGCUGUGUCAUCUGAGAGAUCCUCUGUGGAUCCACUCUCUCACAAUUUGACCCCCACCUCAUCUGUGGUACCUGACAGUCAAGACAAACAGGUCAUAGCCUCAUCACUGAAAUCAGAUAUCAAAGAGGAAGACUCUUUACCUGAAAACAAUAUUAUAACGACAGCUAGUCUCCCAUCGACUGACGGUGAGCAGAUGGAACCAGCUGCUGCCAACAUUGAGCCAACACGAGUAUCGGAGUCUCCAUCAAAAGUAAUCCCUCCAGAGUCAUUGAGUGUCUCAAUACCUGUGAUGAGACCAGACCAAAAGACUGCACGGCCAGACAAAGAGAUGGAUGCUGAACCUGAUUCUAAAGGGCGACCUCUGUACACUCUUGUUCGGGUUGGUUUACCCCCAGCAGCUAAGAGGGAAUCGGCAAUUAUGAGACUUAAUAAUCGUAUAAAAGCUCUCGAACUAAAUGUCUCCCUCAGUAGCAGAUUUCUGGAUGAACUGAGUCAGAGAUAUCGUAAACAGUCAGAAGAAAUGAUGAAUUUUCUCAAUCGAACUGUUGCCCGUCUUCGGAAUGCGACAAAAAAGACUGAGGAAACUGUCCAACGCCAUGAAGUCCAUCUGAAUAUUCUUGAAGCUCGACUUGACAAUUUAACCCAAGCUGUUUCCAAACUCUCAGACAAUAUGGAUGAACUCACAAGACAUCUCACUGAUCGGCAAAUGGUGUGGGCAUCGAUUGAAAUGGCUAUUCUGACUUUAAUCUUUGUGGUGUGCUUAAAAAAACGACAGCCAUCUCUGCCGCCAAGUUUGGUGGCUAAAGUUCUUGAAGAUCUCCUUCAAACACAGAAUUCUUCCCAAAGUAGAAGGCGCAACUCAGAUUCAGAAAUUUUGCAGUUAACACCAAAUCAUCGAGAAGUUGUAAGACAACGCAGUGCUGAUGAUCUUGCUUGCCCUAAAUCUGUUGAUAUUGUGGAACCUGAAAUACCUUUCCUCCUGGGACAGACAAAGGAAGUGCAUAAAAAGAAGAAAAGGAAGAAAAACAAAUCAUUGGAUCUGAAGAUGGGCCAAGUGAAUGGUACAAGCAAGUCCGUACUGCCUGCUCACCGAAGCGACUCUACAACUCAGUUUAACAGUGCAGGUCUUUUAUUCAUGGGCCUUCCAGAUGGUUCCUCACCCACAGAUGGUGGGGAUCUCAGUACCCCUUCCACCUCCUCCUGCUCCAAAGAACCAGAAAGGACUAACAGAAAAUCCAAUGGAGCAGGAAGCUGUAACAUCACUAAUUGCAACAUAAUUAGCAGUAAGAGUGAUCCGGAUUUAUACAGCCCUUACCAGCCUGUUGUGCUGCCCCCACCACUUGUACCUCCUUUGCGGGGCUCACAAGACCACCUCCUUUAUUUUAAUCCAUCUGUGAUGACAACUAACUCUUCAACUUUGUCGUUUCCCCCUUCAGUGACUGCAACAACUGUAGCUUUGCCUACACAAAUCAAAUCUGGACCUAUUCACUCUGGGCAAGCAAAAAGUGGACCACCACCACCAGCAGCAUCAAACCCUUCCUCCUUGCCGAGCAAGAGUGGUUCGCAUAUCAAAGGGUGCCAUAAUCCGGCCCCUUUCUCUACGGCUAUGACGGUGGGGAGUCUGAGUCUACAUGGGAAUUCACAACAUGGUCCUCUCCGGCAAUCUGCUAGCCUACCUGAGAAUAAAAUAGCCGUGAAUAGCGGAGGAGGGGGCACAUCAACUAAGCCAGUCACAAUUUCUGCUAGCAGUGGCCCAUCUGCAAUCAGAAAUCGUUUAAAAACUUUGAAUGUAACGCAAAAGAAUUAUUCCGAACGAAAAAAUGUUGGGCGGUGUACAGCAAAUCAAGUUCAGUGUUCUGGCUUCAGGAAAUACUGA
Molecule: messenger RNA, 4887 nt
Organism: Acanthosepion pharaonis
Lineage: Eukaryota; Metazoa; Mollusca; Cephalopoda; Sepiida; Sepiidae
Source: the annotation of a GenBank genome assembly